AUGACGGGAGCCUCCGCCGGAUGGCACGAGCCACGCGCUCAUCACCAAGCGUCAAGAAAGAGAAUCAACCGCGUUUUCACGGUUGAACGGGCGCCACUCGGAUAGACACUGACAAGGGUUCUUGGUUUUUCCGGAUAUCGGGAAAUCGAGUCUUCAGAAAAAAGAGCCGCUGUGGAAGAUUGCACCUAGCCUCUGAAGAAUGUCCAGAAAAGGAAGGUGACUUCGUCGAAAUUUUAAGAAGACUCUGAACUUCGGAUAUGAGCUGAAUGAAAGAUAGGGACAAAAGUUCAGAUUAUGCGUUCAGACUUAGGUUCCUAAUGCUUGCUUGCGCAAGUAGUUUCAGGUCGGUCACAUCGCCAUAGUUGCCAUAAUUCGUGCGACCAAGUGUAUUAAGAAUUUUUGUAAAGUUCUUGAAUAGAGCUAGAGAGAAGGAGGGCCUUUGGUUAAGCCUAUUUGAACGCUAAAGGCAGCUCUAGUGUUGAACCUUAGGUUUUCAAUGCUGGUUUGCGCAAGCCGUUUUUGGUCGGUUGCUCCGUUUCAUAGAUAAGGAGAGCGUCCAAGGAACGCAAGAAUUUAAGAUUUCCGAAAAAAAAAACACAAUGAACAUUUUUUUAAAUAGAUUCAAAAGGGAAGAGAGCCGACAUUUUUUUUGACAUAGAAACGGACUCUAAAAAUGUCGAGCUGUGUCUUCUUUGGAUUCUCGGAGCUUAUGUUGAAUGUGUGUGUGGAAAAAGUGAUGAGAGAAGAGAUGAAUCAUUAAGUAUGAACAGAAUGUUUGAGGGAGAAAAAAAAAGAGAGGGCAGAAGAGGGUUCGAAGUUCUAAGAUGAAACAUGAGGACUGGAAAGUUUGAUAACUAUACAAUAUUUUAUAAGUUUUUGAGGUUGAUAUUAACGGAUAUUUCUGGAGGAUCUAAGAACCUCAAUUAAAGAAGAGAAACCUCAUAACCUUCUGAAAAACAGCCGAUGGAAACAUUUAAGAACGUCGUGACUUUGCUUUUUGAUGUUUCAAAAAGUGAAUGGCCACUUCACACAAAUACACUCAAAAUCUGUCAGCUGUAGUGAUGGAAUCAAUCGGAUCUCUGUGACAAAUUGUUUGGGAAUGUCAAUCUAAUGGGCACUUUGAAGGGUUUCGUAAAUAACAACAGAGGGAAGCGCUCGGAAAAAUUGGCUUGGAAAUUUGAAAAACUAAUUUUUAUCAGUUCAGUUGAUAUUGAUUGAAAUAAAAAAGUUUAUGAAUGAAUAUUUUAAUUUCAAAGUAUACGAAAGGCUCACAAAUACAGAACCAGUAAUUAUUUAAUUUUGUUAAAAAAAUGAGAAUUGAAACAGGAAAGUAUUGGAAGGUUCUUUUUCUCCAUAUCCCUCUAUAAAAAGUGUUCUAAAAACUUUCAAAUUCUUUAUUAAAUUUUAUAAAGUUUCUAUAUUUUUUUACCAAGCACCUUUUUGCGAUUCCUCGAGGUUUAUUUUUUUAAACGAAAUCAUUCUUCUUUCAGCUAGGCUAAUAGUUGUUUCUACAUAAAUUUUAUAAAAAAAUAGGAUUUUUCAGGAUGGAAGCGAUCAAACUGAAGACGAAUUCACGAAACAAUCCGUUGACAAGCUUUUCGACGGCUGUGAGACUUUGACCGAAGCCAAGUGAGUUUUAAUAAUUUUCAAGCUUCAAAACGAACUCCAAAAGCAUUUUUCAAGCUGAAAACAUCACUAAAAAGCAGAAUUUGUUGAUAAAAUAAGGUCUAAAGUAUUCAUAAACUUUCGCACGCCCAAAAAUCCUAUAGAAUCAUGUUGUAGUUGGCUAUUUUUGCAUUGUGAAUAAUCAGAAACCUCUGAUAAAAAAUAUUUAUCUUUCUAGAGAUCAUUUGAAGGUCAAAGUAUCAGAAAAAAAGCCUGAGGAAUAAAUGAAAAAUAUAGAAAAAUUGGCAACCCUUAUAAAUAUAAAAUUCAAGAUUAUUUGAAAGCCGGAAAAACAAAUAAAUUUUCCCCGGAAAUGUCUUUUAAUCAACUCGAUUUGCUGUUAAGUUUUACUCAGAAGUGGAGUUUUCUGCAGGAAAUUGGCAAUAUUUUUGGGAUUUUAGUCUGGAAAAGAAAGAGGAGAGAGAAGAGAGCCCAGACAGGUUAGACUGUUCAAAAAUCGUGGCGGAUAGAGUGUGAAGUUAUUGUAAGAACUAUUUAUUAUAAAUCAAAUAACUGAUUUUUUUGUCAAACACUUUAAUUUUAAAAAAAUUGUGAUUGAUUUUUUUGUGGACAUUUGGAGAUAUUGAGACUGAAUAAAAAAACAAAUUUUUUUGAGCUUAUUUGAAAUAUUUUUUUGAAAAAAAGGAUUUAGAUGUAUACAGUCAUUUUUAAAGGAUCAUGACUGAAAGAAGUUAAAUCAGGUUUUUUGAAAAAGUUUAUAUCCUAGUUUCUUUUUCUAAAUGAUAAACUUUAAAGAAGAGAAUCCAGAGGGAAAAAUUUUUGAAGACUAAGAAAAAAAUCUUUAACGCUUCAACUUUUUGAUUUUCUUUUUUUACUGAGAAAAAUUAUGGACAAGAGUAUCUUAGUUAGUUUCCCAAAAUUAAUUAAACAUUAAUUUGAAAAAAUUCUCAAAAAAAGUUCGCUGGAAAAACCAUGAGGAAAGAACUGUAGAAAUUCUCAGUUUUCAAGAACCCUUUGGGAAAAAAAUCAAGGAAAGAAGAAAAAAAGAGCAAGAUUGGCGAUUCAGAUACUUGAUGCAACACCUGUUCGACUUGUGUCUCGAGAAAGCUUCAAACGCCGCCAAAACCCACGCCGAGAACAAGGUGAUUUCUAUUUUUGAGCGGGAAAAGAUCGAAAAAUAGGUGGAGAGUGGGUGAAAAAUUGAUAGGAAAGCUCUAAGAAUUCGCAAGUUCGUUUUCAGGGAGUUUCAGCUUUAAAUUAAAGUGAAUGUGGAACGAAAAAAUUAGUUAAUGGGUUGAAAAUCGGAGGAAAACGGAUAAAAAAUGAUUGAAAAAUGGAAAAUUAUUCUUUUUGGAAAGAUUCAAGUUGAUUUUCGAGUUAAUUAUAGGUAGCUGAGGUCUCAGAAAUGGUUCUAAAGUUCAAAAAGAGCAAUUUACAGAAAACAUCUCGAUGGAAAACGUCUCAAAAAUGGCUAUAUUUUCAGCUUUUUUGAGCAAAAAUUUAUCCAAUUAAAUCGAAAUUACACGAGUUUUCUACAACAGAAGCUUGAAUUUGAACAGAUUUGACUUGAUUCAAGUUCUAAAAAUUGCUCUUGACGCUCGGAUUUCUGUAAAAUAGUCAAAAAUAAAACGGCUCGAAAAGCUAUAUUUUAAAAUUUUCCUUCGAAGUCGUAUCCAAUUUUAAUGAUAACCAAAAAUUACACCGCUUAAAAAAUCCGAAAAAGUUCAUCCCAACCAACUAGCUAACCUAAAUACUUGGAGUUAACUUCCUCGACCUUGACAAAUUUGUUGAUGUUACUGUGAGAAAAAUCAACAAAUUGGUCUAUCUUCAACAACAAAAACAAGGAAGUUGGCGAAUUUGUUUAUGAGAUUUUAACAGAGAUUAAAAGAAAAAAUUAGGGCGAACUGUUUGGGAAAAGAUUUUGUCGGUUUCAGCGGAAUUUUGAGUCGGAAACACAGUUCUUAACUUCAAAAAUAGGGUUUUUUUCAAUUUCUAUGUUUUCUGAGCUUUGAAAAGCCAAAUGACUCAAAAAAAGGCUCGAGAGAAGGAUCAAGAACAUUUUUUGAAAGCUUCAUUACGCUCCCCAGUGAGAAAUAAUCUUGGAAAACCUCUUUCUGGAGAUUUUUCAACAGAUUGAAACUUCAAAAGCCGAAUAGGGCUAGAAAAAGCUCCAGUCUCUGUUUUAGUGAAAAAAAUUGAUAUGAGAUCUUUUCUGAAAGAUUCCUACUGAUUGAAAAAAUUUACAACAGUUUGAACCUUUAAAAGGUGAAUAACGUCAAAAAAGCUUCGGUCUCUUCCUUCAGGGAAAAGGUUAAUAAAGGACUUUUUUCGGACAAUUUUCAACAGAAUGAAUUUUUUCAAGCCAAAGAAGGCCUGUUUUAGUGGAGAAAAUUGAUAAAAGAUCCUUUUCUGAAUGAUUUUCAACAGGUUGGAACCUUAAAAAGCCGAAUGAGGCAAAGAAGAGCUCCAGUUUCUCUUUUUAGUGAAGAAGGUUGGUAUGAGACCUUUUUUGGAUGAGUUUGAACAAGUUGAAGCUUUAAAAGUCAAAGAAAGGCCAGAAAAGCUUCAGUUUCAGUGAAGAAAAUUGAUAAAAGAUCCCUUUCUGAAUGAUUUUCAACAUGUUGAGACCUUAAAACGCCAAAUGAGGCAAAGAAGGGUUCCAGUUUCACUCUUCAGGGGAGAAUAUUAAUAAAAAACCUCUUUCUGGAUAUUUUUCAACAAAUUGAUCUUUUUUCAAAGCCAAAAAGUCAAAGAGAACAAUGAGGCCCAAAGAGGAUAAAAGAGAAAAUAAUUGGACUGGCUUUCGGUCGUUCGAAAAGAAAACGAAGGAAAAGAAAAGAAAAAUCACGCGGCGACGGCGGAGCCGUGGGAAUGGGCGUGGCUUCUUUCUUUCCAAAGGGGAAGAGCUUCGAUGUCUCUUCGCGCAUUAAUCCUCUUUUCGAGAGCAAUUUCAGGGCAUAUAUGGAUAGAGUUCUCCUUUUUUCCUCUUCUGAUUUGGAAGAAGAAAACGGCGAGAAAAUGGUUCAUUAAUGCGUUCUCUUAGUGUUUGACAAAGAUCGCUAAGAAAGUUUUUGUAGUUUUUUUUUUAGGAUGUGUAGUAACUGCUAGUUGGUUCUAGGAACUACGAACUUUUGAUGGCUUAAAAUAGAGGAGGGAGAUCUUUGGAAAAGAGAAACAACUUUUUUUUGGCCAUGGAGCACAUUUGGUGUAUAUUUUGAGCCUUUUUGAGAAAGGAAAAAAGCCGAGAAGAUGCGAAAAAUGAGGCUUAGAAAUAAGCUUUGCCAGUUUCAUCAGAGCGUAUUUUUCAUGUACUUUGAGCCUUUUUCAAUUUGAAGAAAAAAAAUCAUCCUAACUGAUUCAAAAAUGGUUUUUUGUCCAUAGAGCGCAUUUGUUGCUGUAUUUUGAGCUUUUUCGACAAGAAAAUGCAGGAAAUGAAACUCAGAAGUAUAAUUUGCUGUUUUUAUCAGUGGAGCGUACUUUUCAAUAUUUUUGAGCCUUUUCUUAUUUUGAAAAAAAAAUCGGUAUAACUGGUUCAAAAAAUGAAUUUUUUCUGUCCAUAGAGCGCUUUAACAUCAAAUCUUAGGCUUUUUCUUUUUUCAAGACAUUCAGACGUGAUAUUUUAUCAUACUGGAUGAUGAUUAGGUUCAGAAAAAACACGCAAAUUUUGAAGAAAACUAUUUUUUUUUUCUUGGUUUAAAGUUUUAAAGUUUUUGAUUUUACAGAUUUUUGAAUAUUUUUUCAAGCCUGUCGCGUAAAAUUCAGGAGUUUUAUAAAUGGAGCAUAUGUGUUAAUGAAAUUUGAGCCUUUAUUUGAACUAAAGAACGCCAGACCCGGAAAUAAGUGUAGAUGAAUCACUUUUAGACAGCUGGAUUCUAAAAAUAAACUAAAAUGUUUCAAAAAUAGACCUUUUUUGGUUUUAAUUGCCCGUGGAGCACACUCGUCGCCGAUUUUUGAGCCUUUUUUGAACGUCAUCUCUCGAUUACACCUAUUUUUUUAAUAUUGAAAAAAAAAUCCCGUUUUCCUGAAUGAUGUAAGCUUCAUUAAACGCAAUUCACAAACGUUGCCUAGGCUCUUCUUUUUUUUUCCCAUUUCCAUAGAACCAAAGAAGAAUUGUCAACAAUCGUCUAGCCAAAAACAUCAAUUGUUGUUUGUGAGAGUGUGCGUGUUGAAGGGGAAUGAGUUGUGGAAUUGGAAUGGAAAAAGUAUCCCGAUUUCUUCCUAGAACAACUCGGGCGACUACAAAAUUUUGAUUUCGGUUGUAGUUUCAGAAAUAGGAAUAUAAAAAGUUGGGCAAAAAAUUGGUUGUAGACUAUGUGGGCGUUACAUACACCAAAUCAGACUUUUUUUGGAUCCGGAAAGUCCCAAAAAAUUUCUUGUUCAUUUUUAUUUUGAAUUCCCGCUGUAGAAUGACUAGACGCGUUGCGGUCGUGGUGCGGUUCAAAAUAAAGUUUUUUGAAGGCCGCGAAAGUCGUUUCACGGUCGGUUGCGAGUUGGACCUUUUUCAAAACAUAUUGGCAGAAAUUUCGUCGACAUUUGUGCUCUACGGAGAAUCCACCCAAUAUAAAAUUUUUUUCAAAGUUCAAGAAAAGGUCCAUAGAAAUGAUCGGUUUCAAAUUUUAGUCGAAAAAUCCCAAUCAAUUGGAUCAUUCUCCGCGAAUGUAAUUAGAGAAUACGACGCCUACGUUCUUUUUUUCCAUGUUGAUACGACCUUUGGCAAGAUUUGAAGCAAUUUGAAAGGAAGAAUGGCGUAGGCGAAUUCGAGAAAAAAUGUUUCGAAAGAAUGGCUUUUUGGUCGGUUUUUGAUGCUAACUUUCGCUUCGAGGUGAGGAUAGAAUGGAGCGUGAGUCUUGGCUGGUCGGUGGCAGUUUAAAUUUUUUUUUUGUUUAUUAGAUAACUGAAACAUAUGAGAUGUGAUGUUGGAAUAUGAAAAAGGGAAAAUUAUCCAUAAAGCACACUUUCUGCGACUUAUCAAGACCAUUUUCAACUAUUUUUCUUGAGAUAGAGCCCUGAGCCAUUCUGAGCGAAAAUACACUCUUCAGAGACUAAAAAUUUGCUUUAUUCCUGGAGAACAUGAGUGUCGAACUUUCCAAGUCCCAAGCUAAAGAUUCUUUUUUUCGAAUUUAUCAGCCCGACCAAAGAAUAAAUGUCGGAUCACAUCAUCUUCCUCGUAGAAACACGCCAAUUAAUUUAAUUUGCGAGAAGCUUUUGAGAAUUGAGAAGUGUCACGCGAGGGAGUUUGGAAUCGGAAUAAUAGCCUUGGAAGCAAGGCGAGAGAAAGGAAAGGAAAAAAGUGGGAGCUUCUAACUUGGCCUCGGUGGUGCCAAAAGCUCCAGGGAGCAACACAAAGUGAAGCAAACAGACAUACACGGGGGCCAAAACGGAAAGAUUUGACGUCGAGAUGGGCAGGUCGCGUCUUCCUUUCGUCUCUGCAAAACGAACGGACGUUUGAGCCGAAGAUUUAUCGACGAAGACGGAACGAACAAAUUUGCAGAAGAAGUGGAGAAAAUUUCGUAGAAAUAGCUGCACGAAAUGGCACCGAGAUUAGAACAUCUACGCUCUAUGGCUAACUUUCGGAGGAGAAAGCAGCUAGGAAAAGAGCAGGGCAAAGGAAAAUUCAAGUUCCAAGGCUAUCAGUUCUGGAAGAAGAAUUUACCAAUGAUUCAAGAAGAAAUAGCUGCGCAAAAGAGCCCUUGACGGUAUCAUUUGCGCUCCAAAGCUAACUCUCGAGAAGAAUCAAAAGACAGAAAUAUUAAACUGGCGAAAAGAUUCGUAACAGAACAUUAGUGCUCUAUGGCUAGUUUACCUAUACAGUGAAUUUAGCCAAGGAAAAAUAGCCGAAAAACGCUCCAAGGCUGAUUUUUGAAAAAAGAAAGGGCAGAGGAAUAUCUGGACGAAAGGCUCAAUAACAGAACAUUACGGCUAACCAAAAUAAUUGAAUAAUUUGCGCUCCAAUGAGAAUUUAAAAAAAAAAGAGAAUGAGCCGUGAUAGGCAAGUUCGAGCUCUCAGGCUGAAAGUCGGAAGAAAGAGCUAGACAAAAUGAGCUCAAAGAAAAAGCUCUGCUUUGCUCAAAAAUCACACUUUUCUCAAUAGACCACUGAAAACCUAUUUUUGUACUCGGCUAUUUCAGUUCCUUUUCUAGACGUAAACAACACCUCGAGGAUGGAUAUAAAAAUACACACGUGUCCCGCCCAUCGAAAAACCCUUAAUGGGAGCAAUUUGCAACGGCUUUUCCAGCCUUUUUGACGAGAACCUCUCCUCAGUCGCUUUAUUUGGAAGCCGUCCGGAAAGGGUCGAAAAUAGAAAAAAGUGUGUGUCUCGAGUUCCGACAGGAAGCGGUUUUUGGCUUUUGAUUGCGAGAAGAGGGGAAGGUUGGUCAAGUUCCGCGUGAGCCAUAAUGAGACAUUUUGGAUGCCAUUUUGGUCGAUUUUGAGGAAAUUAGUCGAUUUGGACCAACUUAAAACACGGUAGACGGUUUCACCGGAAAAUUCGAAAAAUGAGGAAAGGGAAAAAUUUUCUGAGCUUUUAGCGGUGAUUUUGAGUGUCUAUUUGAAAUUUUCAAACUUUGGGGGGAAUACUUGAUUUGGACCGACGUAAGAUACCGCGGACGGAUUUGGCUGGAAAUUUAAAUUAUGAAAGGUGUCGUCAAAAUUGGAAAAAGCUUCUAACGGUGCUCCCAAGAGUCUACGUUUUCAGAUGAACGAACUCAAAAUCCAAAAAGGUGGCUGAAUAAUUUUAAUAACUAUAAGAGAAGAAUAUUGGUCAAGUCAAAGCGAGUCCCAAUGAUGAUGAGAAUUUUUGGAUGACAUUUAGACUUUUUGAAUUCCGAAUUUUGAAGAAAUUCUCAUGGCCAGUACUGUGAAUCUAAUGAAAAAAUCUUUUUUCUUAAUUUUGAAUCCGCCCGAGAGAAAUUUCUUGAGUACAAUUUUCGUAGAAAUUCCGGAAGAUUUGUAGUUUCUUGAUAUUGUUAUUGCCAGUUUUUUUUUAUUUCUGCAGACCUAUUCUUUUAUUUUUGACUUUCGAAAGUGAAAAACUCAAGGGAUCACUUGAUAUUCCAAAAGUGCUUUGAAAAACCAAAGACUGAUGCAGGAAAGUCAUGUGUUGAAAGUUGUUUUGUUUCGAAAAUCUCAUGGAUCAGAUCAUGCGGAUCAUGUAUCGAUUCGAGCUCAUCCAGGUCAAUUUUUGUUGAAAAAUCAUCUUUUUAAUGUAUUUUCAAAUUUUGGAGGCGAAAACUUGAAACUUGAGUGAGAGAAUUUUCUACUUUUCUUGAUGAAAAAACUUACCAUCAGUUACCAUCAACUUACCAUCAGGAAGAACCAGUUAGUUUUCAUGUCUAAGUGGUCACUUUAGGGGUCUAAAUGUUGAGUUUUAACUCCUAGUGAAGUUAGUAAUUAUCGUAAGAGUCUAACGAAGAAUUUAAAUCUCAAGUGAUCUCUUAAGAAUUCAAGUAGAGCUCCUCCCGAAGUCAAAGUCAUUCCCAGACGUUGAUUUUCUGUUUUUCGAAAACUGCUGCUCAUAAUUCAUGAGUUUCGACGACGCGUACCGAGUUAUUUGCUUGUUUGACCUUUGGCGAAGGGCAAAGAAGCACUCUGGUUCAAGAAAAACAAGCCUUCUCCUAUUUAUUUUUGAAAGAGAGUUUGGUUGUGAGGUUGGCCGUUUAAAAGGGGGAAAAAGAGUUCUUGAGAUGGGGUUCGAAGAGUUUGAAGCGUGUGAAAUGUUUUUUGGGAAGAGGUUUUUGGUCCGUGAAACUGAGGGAAAUAGAGAUUACGUGAGCUCGGACAGAAUAGCCUCGAUAGAUCGAAGAUUCUCCGCUCCGUUGAUAAAAUUUCGGUUCUCUGGAGCCUUGAGAAUAGCUGCGCAGAGGAGUUUGGAAGAAAUAGCCUCGAGAGAAAAUAUCUGCGCUCCAAGGCUAAUUUCUUCCAUUUUUCUUUAAUAACCAUCAGAAGCCAGAGAGAAUGGCCAAUUUAAGCCAUCUAUUUCUGCGCUCAAUGAAAAAUUUUUUCAAUUAAUUAGCUUCAAAAAAUGACGCCAUUCCCUUGAAAAAAGAUAUCCUUUUUUGACAUGUCGAAAAAUGUCAUCAACAGCUUUCCGAACGUGUCAAGUGCACUGUGAACGAGAUUUUCGAAUCUGAAAUUGGAUUUUUGACUAAAAAAAGUUGCAACCUUAUUUUGUGUCCCUUGAACAAAAAAAAGAAAUGAAUGGAGACCGAAGAUUUCUGAAAAUGAAGUUUUUCUCAGCCUUUUUGGCUUUUUUUGCUGAAGAAGUGGAGAUGAGAAAAAAUAGCCGCCGUGACUUUGAGAUUGGGCGCUCUAUUGAUAAUUUUUCCUAGAAAUAAUGGACUUUGGAAAAUGAGAAGGUUUUUAUUUAGGCCUUCAAGGAGUAAAAAGAUCAAUUUUUGAAGCUAGUGUUUUUUUUACUCAAUAAGUUCAAAGAGAAAAUCACUUAUCAGCAAGGUUAUCGAGAAAAAAAAGCCCAUGAAGCGUUUUCAGUAUCACAAGUACAUAUUACCAAACGGAGCUCGAUAAUUAAAAUUUCUUAGUUCUGGUAGUUUUUUUUUUGGCUUUUCUCCAAGUUCAAAAAACCACAAAAUGAAAAAAAAAGCGGAAAAGAGGCUCCUGACUUUGACUUUGAUGAACGAUGGGCGGGCAGAAAAGUGAACUCAACCCGACUUGACGAGAGAGGGGCAAAAGCUGGAAAACUGAAGAGAAUCAUUCUUUUUUCUCCUCCUCUCUUUCUCGUUGCUGGGCGGUCCUUCGAAUAACAACAACCGGAGAGCCAUAUAUUUAUGUGCUCCUUUUUUGGGCACAUUUAUAUCGUUUCGAAGGCCAUUUUCAAGAAGACGAAGAUGCGCCAUGGCGAAUUGUGUUACUCGGCGCCUGUUUAUUGCCGUCGAAAGCCCUUAUGAAUGGUGGAAAGUGACGUUUUUCCAUUGGGUGAAUAACAAUAUUUUGGAUGGCCGCAGGUCAUUGAAGAUGGAUGAAAGUGGGGUGAACGAGAAAAUAGCCGCCCAACUUUGAUAAGUCUCGCUCCAAGGAUAAUCCAUAGGGUUCCAUAGCAAUUUUGGACUGUUUUGUUGGCUUUUCAAGUGGGAAACGGAUCAAUAAGGGAAAUCGAAUUUUUAAUAAAAAAUUAUGGUUGAUUGAGAAGUGGGAAUUUCUGGUAGAUUUUCUAUUUUUUUCUAGCAAAGACUUUUUUUUUGACUUGAAAGCUGAUGGGAAGGGUAGAACAGCAACAGUGCUCUAUGGAGAAUCAAAAAUUAAGUUUUGAUAACUUGCCAAGAACAGUUCAGUGAGAUUUGGAAGAAGCUAAUCAAUCUGAUCAAAAAUUGGUUUGCAAAAAUAAUUGACUAAACAAAAAAAAAAGCCCAAAAAAAUCUUCAACUGAGUUCUGUGAAUGGGAUUUUGAAAAGUUCAUCUGAAAAUUUUGAGCAAAAUCUGAGAAUCACUUCAAGAAGCUCUGUGAAAUGUUCUCUAUUCGAUUUUUUCAUAAAUGACAAAUUUUUUUCGAUGAUUUUCCUUGAGAUAUAUCGUCAGGCUUCUUAGAAAAAGCGGAUUUGAAGGUCAGGGGAGCAGGACUUUUGUAUUUGACCGUAUGAAUUUGAUUUUUUUUCUUUUAAAGAACAUCUUUGAUUUUUAAGCCCUCUUAAAAAGAGAAUCGAGAAAAAGCAGAAAACGAAAUUUUUCUCUAUUAUUAAGCUCAGCUUAAGUCACUCUGUGGCCACAGAUCUGGAAAGUUUUUGAUUUUCACAAAUUUUAGAAUAUGGAUCACACAAAUAGCCCGAGGCUGCCCCAUUUACCUCAAACUACACACCCAACUUUGGCGACUUCCUCAAUCUCAGACAACGAUUUUUUUUUCCCCUUUUCCUUCCUUCAUAAGCGUUCAGUAAGCAGCCGUUGAGCCGUAAACAUACAUCCAUUUAUGUCCAAGAUCUAGGACAACAAAAAGAAAGUUCAAAUUCGAAAAAAGAUCUGUAGGAAUAAAAAACUAGAGCAAAAUAUAAUAUCGAAAUUUUUGAGAGAAAAUAGCCGUUAUGCUUUAAACUAAUGCGCUCCAUGGAUAGUCUGACUCAUAAACGGUAUUUUUGGGAUCACCGUGCUCCAAAUAAGCCGAUUUCAGUUUAGUGUGUCUUAAAUUAAGACUUCAUUCACAAAUUCCUUCAGAUUUACAAUCAGACACUUGGACUCCCCACAAGAAGCUUUACAUGUGAGACAUUUUUUAUUCGGAUUCUCUAUGAAAUCAUGAUUUUCUUAGACUUUCGAUGAUGUGUAUGGCUUCUAUAGAACUCCUUAGAAAUCGAAAAAGGAAAAAAAAAUGGGAUGAAUUGGGUACGGAUUAGUGGAAUAAUGACGAUUUUCUAUGAAUAGGUAAAGUAAUACACAAUUUAUAUUCUUUUGAUCUUAGCUUUUUUAGAGAAACAUCUGCAGAACCGAAAAAUCGAAAGAAGGCCAAAAAAAUUUUUAAAAAAAUUUCCUUGUGUCGCAAAAAGUUGAGCCUUUUUCAGCCUGAAUCUUGAUAAUAAUUGUAAAAAUUGCGAGCACAGAAUUUCAGUUUUUUUAAAAAAAUACACUAUUCUUCAGAAAAAGUUGUCUUUGAAGGAUUUGGAGCAAAUUUCUAACAAGGCGUACCGAAAAAAAUUGGAAUUUAUCAUUGGAGCGCAUAGUAUGAUUCUUUUUAGAGCUUCACUUUGAUAAAUAUUCAAAAAAAUCUUCAUUGAUAGAUUUUUUACUGCUUUCGACCUGAAACUUCUGGAAUGCAAUGUGAAACAACAAUAAAAAAAAUUAAUAACUUAUUUAACGGAAAAGAUCUCGAAAAAGCGAACUAUUGUAAUAAAAUUCGAAGCGAAAUGGAAGCCAACAGCGCCAAAUGAAGGAAAAGCGGCCUUUUCGAAAUGUGCUUUUGGCCUUUGUAAACAGAUUUCCCCGGCGUUGUUUUGAGACGUCGGAAGGCCAUUGGAAGAAGAAGAAGAAGAAGGAAAAGAGGGGCUUCUCGCGUUUCCUCAUUUGGGAAAUGAAAGCUUUUCUCGGAGUGCUCCGGGUUGAUCUUGCCAGUUUUCCGUGGCGUCACCGAUUUUUGUAUUUGGGAGAAGUCUUGAGAAAAAGCAGUUGAAAUUCGCCUGAAUUUUUGAAAAAGUCAACAGUCAGACGUGAAAGCUGAACUUCAGUAACGCAAACCGGACGCGCUGGGGGCAUUUCUGAGCAGUUAUAGUGACCACUUAAGCAAAGCCGCUAAAUUGGUUACUAGAAAGGCUCAGAAGCGUGUUUGGUUAGCGUUACAAAAAAGCUUUUAAAAAAUUGCCAUUGGAGCGCAUAAGCUCGCAGUUUACAGCUUAUUUUCAUUGCAAAUUGCUGAAGAUUCUAAAAAAUGAGGCGGAAAAGUCGGACUUUUUAAAAAAUCAGAAAAUCGGUAGCAGUUACUGGAAUUUACGACGGAGCAACUGCAUAGUUCAUCGAAACGAAAUUCAUAAAAAAAAAGAAAAAUUUUCAUAUAUUUAAGUGAAAGAAACCUUUUUUUUGAAGGCAAUUUCGAAAAAGCCAGCUCUAAAAAACUGUUAUCAGUGAUUUUGAGCGAUAUGGAGGGCUUUUUAAAUUUUCAUUCACUUUUUUAUCCAAAAAAAGCGAACUAUAUAGCUCCGCUGAAAAUAAGAAAAAUGCCUUAUAUUAUCCUUAGAGCGCAUUGCGGCUAUUUUUUCCUUGCUUCAUUUUUUUUUUCAAAUUAAUCUUUCGAGUGGUACAGCUGAAAUAGAUUAGUGGAACUGCAUUUGGUUGAUGAGAUUUUUUUUUUUCGGAUUUUAUUGAGAUCGUUUUUUUCCCAAGAUUACUGAAUUAUAUUUGGGUGGGUGUAGAAGCCUAAUGGAUUGGAUUGGAUUGGAAAGAGAUGGAUUAGGAAAUGAACGGAAUUUUAUUUUUUUUGGAGCUGUUAUUCCGGAUUAGUGUAAGUUGUAAGGGGAGUCGCGUGAUUUGACUAUUUUCAAGAGGAUUUGUGGGGUUUGGAAAAAUAAUUUGUGAAAAAACGGAACUCAUGCUCUAUAAUGAUAAUUUUGGGACGUUCUAAAAUUUACAGUCAAAAUUAGGUGCUAUUUGAUGCGGCAUUUGCGCUCCAAUGAUAAUUAUGUGGAGUUCUAGGGGUUCGUCUAGAUUCGGCUGUUAAAAUUCAACUUGUGCGCUCCAAUGAUAAUUUUGGGUGUUUUGAGCUAGUUUGGAGGGAAAAAGGUCAGAAAAGGCCUUUUUUCACUCUGAUUGCAAUUUGAUGGUUUUUCAGAGAUUUAGCUGUUAAAAUUUGAAUUUUCAAGCUUCAAGGGUAAUUUUGAAAUAUUCUAUUGAUUUUUCAGAAGUUGACUGUUAAGAGCUAUGUGAAGACUACUAAAAAAAAAAUAGAACAUGAGCUCAAAAAAAGGAAAAAAAAAGUUGAUCUUCUCGAGACCAAUAUUCAAGACAGCAUAUUUGUGAUUUCCGGAUCCCAUGACGAAUUUUCAAAUAUUUCCUCAAUUUCCUCGCGAAAAGGCCACGCCAAUCCAACUGGAACUACGUGCAAUAUAUUUUCCAAAAUCCUCCUUUUGCUCUUUUUCCGCCGCCGCUUCUCACGCGACGGGUUCGGUUUGAAAUUGAAAAUAGAAAACGCCCUUUCAAAGAAAGAGCAAAACAAGUCUCGAGAAGCUGAAAAAAGAAGGUUCUUCGAGGAUUAAAUCAACCGCCUUCGUGUUGCAUUUUUUUUUUUGGGAGGAGUUUUCUGGUUUUUGACCGAUUGCCUACUAACUUUUCAGGUUGACAAGGAACAAAAAAAUAGAAACUCCAGAACUGGAAAAAUUUGUCAUUGGAGCACAGAAGUUGCGCUUUAUUCAGCCUAAGUUUAAGAGUCGUGAAAAAUUAAGAGAAAAAAAAGAAAAAAACUCAAGAAUCUAUUUGAGAAAGACAAAAUUAUCAAUGGAGCGCAGAAGAUCCGUCUUUAUUAGCUUAUUUCUCAGCGAAUACAAAGAAGUUUGCGAAAUUGUCAUUGGAGCGCAGAAGCCGCGUUUUUUAAGCCAAAACUUCAUGAUAUACUUAAGAAUUGAAAAAAAAAAUCUUUUUGAGAUCACGUGCGAAAAAAUAAUCAAAGAAACACUGUUGAUGUGUUUUAGACAGCUGAAUUUUAAAAGAAUCGAGAAAGUUUUUCAAAACUAUUUCUCAUUAGAACUUAGAAUUUUUUUUAAAUUUUUUCUACUUUUCAACUACAGUAUGAUCAUUGAAAUUGAAACUGGAUUUUUUUUUCUUUUAAGCUUUUUAUAUGAAGCAAGAGAUGAUGUAGGAGAGCUGUCAGAAAAAUUUCCAGGUCUAGGAGGCUAUCCAAGUGUUUUUGACAGAAUUUUUUUUGGAUCUUUUCCAAGUGAGGAGGAGAAUUUUUGUGGAGUCCUGUUUAAUGUGAAAAAGUUUGAAAUGUAAAAUUUUUCAAAAUUUCGGAAGGGGGCGGGGAGAGUUCAAAGAAGUAGUAAGAACUUAACAGGCAUAGAAAAAAACAGUUUUUUAGGAAAUGUGCUUUUAAAUCCUGUUAUUGUUCUAAAUGGCAUACAUUUUUCAAAUAAUACUGUCAAUAAUAAAUGAGGCUGUUUUGAAAAAGCUCUAACCUAGCGAACUUCGCGCUAUUUUUCAACUUCAAUAAUUUUUCUAUGGCUAAAAUUUCAGUUUAAAAAAUGGUGACUACUGACCAGUGAAAGCUUGAGCAACUUGUAAAAAGUUAUAUAUUUUGCAGGAGUCGGCGGCUCGAAUUCAGCAGCUCGAGCAGCAGUCGUUCAUCAACGAGCAGCUGUUGACCACCGUUAUCGAGGAUAAGAAUUUGGGCGAGUCUUCGUUUUUUCUUUUCCCCCAAGCACCCGCUUUAUUCUCCGGCCAUCUUUCUAUUCAUCGCCUGAUUGGCGAACCUUGGACGACGUUUUGUGAGGGAGUCGAACAGCUGCACACCCUCGACUCGGUUUUAUUGACCAAUCUUGAUACUUGUCCAAGCAAGAUGGGAUUCUGGGGAUCUGAGGGGGACUGGGACAAAAAAAAUGAGGCCGGUUUAAAUGAAGAAAAGGACGAUGAAAUUGAAAUAAAUGGAAAAAAAUGGCUGAAAAUAUAGCCACAGAAGGUACUCAAGAACUUGCGCUCCAUGGAGAAUUUUCCCUGAACUUUGUGAGAAUUUGUGAGAGGGAGCUUAUAACUUUGAGGCUAGCUCUUUUUGACGGAUAAAAAUGAAACGUUUUCUAAAGAUUUUCUCUUGAAGCUCCAUUGUUUUCCUGCAUGAUGUAUACUAUAUUUGAAGGUAAAAUGAAAAAUGAAAAUUUGCGAUUUUCGGUCUUAUCUCCCGCUUACAAAAACUCAAGUAGCUUUUUAAGUUAUGACCUCACAGAAGAAAUGUUUUCCGUGCUAUAAAGGAGAACGAGAACGUUUCAUAUUGGUGGGAAAAAAAGUACAUAAAAAAAUUUUAAAAAAAUUGAAACUCUUCGAUUUCUUUUUUUACUCGGAAAAAAAUUGUUAAUGAAUUUUUUUAGCUUUCUUAUGAUCUUAAAGUUUUUUUACGGUUUUCAGAAUUGUCUUGAAACAAUUUGGAUAAUUUUUUUAAUAUACGGCCACGAGUUUUGAUCCUCAGAAACGUCAAAAAAUCGAAGGAAAAACUUGAUUUUCGGCCCUAAUCCUUUUUGUGUAUUUGUUCUUGCAAUUGAUCGAGUUGCGAUGUUUUGCGGAAGUUUGAUACUAUGUAGAGUUUGAGGUUUUUUGAUAUGAGAAAACAGAAAGCUUUCGUGACGAACUUUAAGAAAACUUUUUGUGAGGAAAUUUUGAUUUUUUAAAUUGUUUCACUUUAAAAAAACGCAUAUAUGAUUGAAAUAAGAAUGAUAAUCAAGCACUUAGCAAUACAGCUCAAAGAGUGCAGAAAAAUUAGUUGAUAAAAUAUCAACACGUUUUGAAGAGAGGUCAGAGAAAAUUAGUACAUUGUCUUCUCUGGUUCCUCUUCACGGAGUCUCUGAUCUCUCGUUCAAAACGUGAAAAAAUCUUUUUUUCGAAUAAAAAAAACAUAGUUCAAACCAAUUGGAUGAAAACUAGGAGAAAAACAAAAGAGAAAAAAAAGAAAAAAAAGAGAAGAUUGAAGGUGGUGUCGGAGUGCCAUCCAUCGGGUUGAUGGGAGGACCCGGAAAAUGGAGUGAGAAGCUCUCUAUUUUACCAUUUUUCCUGGCAAAAAAAUGGAGAAGAAAAUGUGAGGGUGUACUUUAUGCGAAAAGGGCAUGGAGAAAUGUGCUUUUCGCAUUUUUUGGAAGGAAAGAAAAUGAGAAGAAGAGGGACCUCACAAGGAAGUUAUUCCAUUUUUGGAUGUAGAUUUUGAAAAUAGGCUAGGAUGAAAAUCUUAUAGUCUGUUCAUAUUUUGGAUGUCAAGCCAUCGCUCAAACUCCGCCCAUAAUGACGCGAUAAACCAAUCACAAGGCGAGUCAUUUACAGAGCAUUUUUGAAGGACGUCAUUGUACUUAAGAUUCAAAAUCUGAACAGACAUUUCAAGCUAACUCAUUAUUGCUAAUGUUAGUUUUUUUUCCUGUUAUUUCAAAACCAGCUUCCAGAUUUUCAUAUCAAUCGAUAGGGAAUGACGUCAGAUGUUCAUAAACUCAGGUGGAAAAGUCCCUGACCUUCUACAAAAAAAUAUAUGAAUUUUUUUAAAAAAAUUACUAUUAUUCAUAUCUCGAUUUCUAGGAACAUAGGAACUCAGAGACCUAGUUUUUCCUGACCUCCGUGAUCUUCUCUAUCGAUUGAUACCAAUUUUGAGGGAAGUUGAGAAUCUUGAUCUCGAACCAGAUGUUUUGAACCAUUUCUCCUAUCCUAAUAGAGUUUAGAGGUAAAUAUCCUGACUCUUAAAAACUUGGGUUUGGCGAAAAUUCCAUCUAGGAGCCGAAAAAUCUACAACUGAAAAAAAAAACAGUUGAUUUUUUGGUAGUGAAAAUGAAUGAAAACCGUAGUUUAUCUCAAACCGAAACUUUCCUAUUCGAGCAAGAAAAUGGCUCUCCAAAACAAAAACAGCCAAUUCAUUUGGCUUUAACGAAGUUUGGCUCUGGAAAACAACAAAAAAGGACGUCUUCUCUUUUUUUUUUUUUGCCCCGCACUUUUCGUAAAUUUGGUGAGAAAGACAGGAGGAACGAAAAAUUGAAACGUAUCAAUCAUAAGCUCGGCGUGGGUGGUGGCCUUCAUGUCGAAAUAUGUGACCCGGGACUCGUCACAAAAAGACAAACAUUUGUUUUUUCGCUGAAGAAUCAGAAAACACUGGAAAGUUUUUUGAAAUACGUUUGAAAUGGCUUUACAAUCUGGGGUUACUAAAAAAGGUCUAGAUGUAACUUAAACCGCAGUGCGACCGCAACGCGUUGAGCCAUUCCAAAUGCGUCCAGAAUUUUUCGUAUUGUAAUUGACUGACUUAGAAUCGGUUCGCGAAAUAGAGAUCUUACGUUUUUCUAGACGAUGAAAGAAAACACAGAAAACGGCUUGAAACGAUGAUGUCUAAAGGUUUCUAAAGAAGCUGCAUCCGACCAGAAGUGGUUUUCGUGAAGGUGUAACUUGAACCGCAACGUGUUGAGCCAUUUCAAAUGCAACCUGUAGGUUUCAAUUUGUAAUUAAACAACUGAGAAACACUGUACAGAUUUCCAGACGACUGUACAAAGUUUUCUUCUAAAAACUUGAAUAAAACACAAAAAAAAAACUUGAAACGAUGUGCGAAUGCUCAAAAACUUGCGCCUGACCUGAAACGACUCACGCGAUGUUAUAACCCAAAACAAAACUCGCUGAGCAUUUCAAACGCUUUCAGAAGGUUCAAAGUCGUAGUAUGGUUGAGCAACUACAAAAUACUUCGUCAGAAGAGGAGAUUCAGACGUCUAUACAAAGUCUUCACCUAAGGUGACGGUGACUGGGCUAUAUAUCAAGGUUUCCAAAAACCUUCCUUAUGGGAAUUUUCAUCUGCAAUUGUAAUUUGUGACCUUCGGGCGGUUUUUGGUUUUCUCAUCUUUUGACUUCCUUCCUCUGCAAAAACCCAGCUUUUUCUGCAUAGUAAUUAGGAAAAAUGAACACGAGCUUCUUCUUCUUCUUCUUUUUUUCCAUUUUCAAUUGGAGAAUCUAAUUGGAAAGACUCGAGGGGUAAUGGUUGUUUUGGUGGAAAAGGCGAGGGAGUUCAUUUUGACUCGGGAAAUAUUCCCCAAGGACUGUUUUCUGAACGAAAGAGAAGAAGAACGGCGCAGGCGACCAAUCAUCUGGAGGCGUUCUCCUUUUUAUUUUUUUUUUCGGGUUUUCAGAGAGAAGAAUAUUGGGUCAAACUUUGGUUGGAAGGGAUCAAAUUUGCUCCAUUGAUAAGAAUUUUUUUCAACUGGUUUUGGAAAAAAAAACCGAUAUUGCUUGGGCGGUUAAUAAUAAUAAUUUAUUGACAGAUCAGCGUGAACCCUAACGAGUUCACUUGGAUCUAGAAUUUGAGAGAAUACAUUAUACAGUUAAACAUCAUUUGAGUCGUGGAGGAAUAGACAAGAAGAUCUCGUGCAAUGGUAGAUUGACCAGUAAAUUUUUUUAAAGACUUGGGGUGGUGGCUGAAUUGAAAUUUGGAAGUGAGUUUGUUCCAAGUAGGAAUUGUUUUAAAAGAAAAAAAUCAUUAGAAAACUGACCUUGAGAACGCAGUCGAAGUGGAUUUCGCCUUAAAUUGGACCUGAGGGCAAAAAAAGUUCGAACUGGGGAAAAAUGAUCGAUACCGAAGACAAUUUUUAUGAAGGGUCAGAAUGUCAGAUAUAGCUCGUCUGAGGUAAAAGUGGAGAGAUAUCAAAUUGUUCAAGGCGAUCAGAGUAAGAUUCAAAGGAUAAGUUGGACCUAAUAAAAAUUUUACGAGAAAAAAUUCUGAGAGGAGAUUCCAGUUUGUAGCAGAGAUCAGAAUUAAGGGGAGGGUUAAAAACUUCGGAGCAGUAUUCUAGAAUAGGCCUUACAUAGGUGUUAAAAAUUUUGAACAAUAGAUCAGGUGAUUUGGAACGAAAACAGUUGAGUAUCUGAUUGGAACGAAGAGUUGCUAAAGAAACGAUAUUGUUAAUGUGAGGAGCGAGAGUUAGUUUAUCAUCGAUAAGAACACCUAGAUCGCGGAUAAUGGUUUUUCUGGGAAUAGACAGACCAUUGAUUAAAUAAGUUGUUUUGGGAUUGAGGGGACCAAGGUUGAUAGCAAAAGUUUUGUGCGCAGCAAGAGGCAAGCCCCAAAUGGAAGACCAUUCAAAUAUGGAAUUAAUACUACGUUGGAGAGAUUCAGGGUUAGAACUGUAAAUUUUUUUAUAUCAUCAGCGAACAGAGAGAUUGAGGUUUCAUGGUCAAUGUAGUUAACAAUAUCAUUGAUGAAAAAUUAGAAAAAAAGCAAAGGACCAGAUACAGUUCCUUGAAGGACACCGGAAGUAUUGAGAUAAGUAAGAGAAGAACAGGGAUCCAUCGAUCAGAACAUUAGAAACACACUCAGAUAAGAAGUUUUUUUGUACCAUCGAACAACGUUUUUCGUCAAGACCAAAGUUCUUGAGCUUAUGAACAAGCAGAGAAUGAUUAACCUUAUCAAAAAGCCUUGGCAAAAGUCAAAAAUAAACAACAUCGACAAAUUUUUUUCGAGGCGAUAGAUUUUUUUGCCAAGAGGAGAGGCAAGAUAGAAGGUUAAGCUUGCAAGAUCGUUUGUUUAAAAAACCAAACUGAGAUUCAGAAAACAAUGAGGAGAAUCUCCGGCGAAUCAUAUCACAAAUAAUCCUUUCAAAGACCCGGGACAAAGGAUGUGUCAAGGAUAUAGGGCGGUAGUUUGACGGAUCUGAAGUUUUUUUCCACGUUUGAAAAAUAGGAAUUACCGUGGUAGAUUUCCAGGAGGGUGGAAUGAAACCGGAAUAAAAUGAUUCGUUAAACAGAAUGGACAGAGGAAUAGAAAUAGAUGUAGAGCACCUUUUUAAAACAAGUUGAUUGAUUAAGUCAGGCGAAAAAAACCGCAUUUGGGAGGUAAAGCUAUCAGAGUUUUAUAAAACAAGUUCAGGAGUGAACGAAAUAGAGCAGUUAGUGGCUUUCGGGGAAGGGAAAAAUGGGCAUCAAAUCGUAAACUUCAUCAGAAAAAAAUUUGUACUAAAAAAAUUUGAGCAAAAAAACAUCUGCUUUUGAGGAGCUUUCAGAAAUAAAGGGAAUUGUUGUAAGUAAUGUUGGGGAUGGAAGAACAACAUUUGAGUUUUUUGGAGAUAUAUUUGGAAAGUUGAACAUGGUUGAAAUUGUUAGCAAUGUAAGUUUCCUGUGCCAGGGAGAUGGAGGAGGCACAAGCUUUGAUUUUUUUAUACAGUAGAUUGAAUUGGAGGCGAGUAGAAUUAUUGAAAAGAUUAGCACAGAAUGAGACUGGCUCUUUUUAAUAUUUAGCCGGCGAAUACGAUUGUCAUGGUUGAAUGGGCGACGACUGAGGGGGAGUUAGAAAACUAGAACAGGAAUCACGAACAAUUUCAUUAAAAAAAUUUUUUUAAAAAAAUGAGAAAAAUUUACUCUCAACAGAGGAAAAAAAUAGCUGAACUGCCGAUCCCAGUUGAAAGAAGAAAUUAAGUCGUUAACUCUAGAAAAAAAUUACAUUUUUUUAAAUUGAGCUUUCGAACGGAUGAUGUGUGGUUAAUCGGAGAACAGACAGAAAUGGAAAAAUAGAAUGGAAAAAGUGAUCGGACCCUAAGAGUGGUUCAGAAACUGACAAAUCCGAAAAAAGAGAAGGGUUGGUUGUUAGAAGUAAGUCCAAAAUGUUAGCAGUGCUUGAAGUGCAACGAGUAGGAGAGUGAACUAAUUGAGUAAGGUUAGAAGUGAUAGUAAAAAUCGAGAAAGACUGAAGAAAGAGGGCAAGUCGAAGUCAGAGAAGACCAAUCAAUUUUUUUGGAAGGUUGAAAUCGCCAAUCAGAUGGUUAUUGAAAGGAAGUAAAAAAAUUUGGAUAAAUGUUUCAACAAGUUAAUAGUAUUAUUUUUUUGAAGUGGAAGGAGGACGGUAAGCUAAGAAAAAAACCUAGAUUUGGACGGUGAAUAAAAAAAUCAAAGGCAAGUACCUCACAGAAAUGUUCGGGAUAGUGACGAUCCAAGGCUAAAUCCACUUCUGCGAUUCCCAGGUGUUUUUUGAAGAAAAUGAUGAUUCCACCACCUCCACAACGAGAGGAGCUUGUAGGCCGAUCUACCCGUACGAAACUGUAAAAAGAAUUGUUAAAAAGAGAAUCAUGACAUGUUGAAUCAAGAAAUGUUUAAAAAAAUCAUCUGGAGGCUUACUUAUUCUUCAAAUCAAAAUUGAAGAAAUUUCGAAAAAUAGUAUUGGAAGAGAUCAAGUUCGCUCUGUUGAUAAAUACCUUUUUCAAAUGGAUCAAAAAAUAUAUGAAUUUAUCAACGAGAGAGCGUUAAAAUUCAAGAGAAACCAGAAAACAAGAAAUCUGCGUCUCUUCGGCCUCCACGCUCUCUCGCGUUGAAUGAGAUUUGCCUCCAAAGGGUUAAAUUUUCGAGGCUGGUUGAUUUCACAAGCGAGAGAGCGUUCAAAUUCAAGAGAUCUCAGAGAACAAGGACUCUACGUCUCUUCAGCUCCUUUGCUCUCUCGCUGAUAAUUUUUGUCAUCAUAAUUUUCGAGAAAUUCUUGCUGUUUUAAAGGAAUAAGAACAAAAGUCACAGUAGAAAAAAAGAAAAAUUUCAGGAUUGCUUGAAAUUUACUUUUUCAUUAUGAGAAUUUGACAAAGGAUAUGAAUAUGAAGGGUUUUGUAAAAUUUGCCGUUUUAGGACAUAAUUUGAUUUUUUUUUGUUAUGGGCGUUGAGAACUGCCUCUUAUUGACGAUUUUCGAGAAAAAAAAAGGACCUCCAGACUAGUGAUAAUUGUCGGAAUUUUCAGCCCAAGACAUCGAAGGACUGAUCCUUUCGUCGGAUUCCCUCCGUAGAAAGAGUAGAUCCCCGUCACAGUCGUCGGCUCGUGGUGGAAGCGUCUCUCCCAGUCUUAUUGGUAUAUUUAAUUAUAAAAAAAUAAGGAAAAAAACUUUUUUUGAAAACGGAUUUAUUUGAUAGAAAAAGGAAUAUAUUUGAAUAAUAAUGAUAGUUAUUCACAGCCGUUUUUUUAACACCAGAACAUGUAAGAUAAGGAUUAAUAAAUUAUGGCCGGGAGAAUAAAUAUUUACUCGGGAGAAAAAAAUAAUUUAGAUAUUCAAUUGAACAGUUCCCAAAAAAAUAAAUUGAAAAAUUCGAGAUUUUUCCAUUUUGGAAGAGAAGAACCUCUGACAGUUCUUCCUGAAUACAAACUUAAAAAAAGAAGCACGCGUCUUGUAAAAUUGAUAAUCUACCUAUUUUUCGCAAGAAUUUCUGAAAAAGUAGUGAAAUAAAAAAAUAUACUGUUAGAAUAAGGUUUAUUUUUUUCAAUGUACUUGAUCAACUACAACUUUUUUUGAAGCAUUAUCAGGAUUUAUAACUUCUUUUGAUAUGAAAUUCAGAUUCCUGCGCCUUCAAAUAUCUCAGAAAAAGUGAACAAGCUUCAGGAAUUUAUACGAGAAAAAAAGCAACUUUAAAAAAAUUUUUUUAAAACUAGUUUUCAACCCGAAAAACCGGGUUCUUCAAAAAAAUCGACUUCAAAAUGUUUUUUUGUUUUUUUGAAUUUGUAUUCAGAAAAAAAGAAAAUUAUUCAGAAGAAGCUCAACAACUGCACACCUACAAAGUGCGGCGGCACACGGCCACUGCAGAUGAACUUCUUUACCCGCAAGAAAUCGUCGAAACGCCACAAUCAACUGAUGACGUCGCUGAUUCGACACUUAGCGCCGAGGAGAAGAAGAAACGGAAAUUGUAAGGAUUUUUUCUGAUUUUUACAGAUACAAUGCUUUGAAAAGGGCAAUUUUUCAAACCUGAAAGUCAUGAUUUUCAUGUUUCCUUUUAUGUUCCGCUCACACAGCUGGUAGUGAACAAGGGGAUGUAUUUUUUUGUUGCUUCAAAAUAAGGAGGCGUGGCCCUCCAAUCAGGAGCUUUGUCCGUUGGAGCGCACUUGCAGGCUGGGGAAAAAAAAUUUUUUUUUAAUCUCAAAAGCGGAAUUUUUUGAAACCUGGCUCAAAUUGGACACGUUUUGUUUUUUUCCUUUGUUUCUCAAUAAAUAAAAAAUAUUGAGUUAUCAAUCGUUUCAGAACUUUUUUAAAGGCGCAAAACGCGGCUUAACUUUGAAGAACCAGAAAAAAAUUCUACUCUGUCAAAAGUUUUUUGAAAUACGCUGCUUAUAGCUCAAUGAUCAGAAAAAGUUAUCGAAAAUUCGACUUUUGACGCAGAUUUUUUGUCAAAAAAAUCUUCUACUAUAUGGAUACGAAAGUCCAAGAAUCAAUGAGAAAGAUUAAUUUCAAUUUUAGGUUUCAAAAAGCAUAGGUUAAAUUUUCGACCAAAAAAAGAAUAUCUUCCUGUUCACUACCUUACAGAAUAACCAAUAUAAAUGAUAUAUUUUUCCUGUAUUUUUCUGUUGUUUUUUGUUUGCAUGUCCAAUCGUCACAUGUGGUAGUUGCCCUUGUCACAAAACACUUUCAAAAAAAAAGUCACAAGCACGCUCGUCUUCAUGGUUAACUUGUCGUAGUAGUGAAGCUCCGGCCUCUCGGCCCCUUUUUCAGUCUGCUCACGUCGAAGCCGUCGACCUCAGCUUCCACCUCCAAAACGCUGGAGUUCUGCCAAGCUCCUCCUCCUCCUACACAACCAACGCAAGCUUUUGUGAGAAAUACGAAGCUACGCAGUACGGUCGCCGGUCUGCCGCCGAAAAGACCGACUCCGAAUGUAGUGACGCCGGCGAGGAGAGGGUGAGACCAAAGUGAAGUUGGAAGGCGGUGAAAAAAUUGAUUGGAUGCUUUUGGUCGCACUGAGAAUGGAUCAGAUGUUUCCGGUUCAAAAAAAAAACUUUUGUGACGUUAAAACUUGAAACUUCAAGAAAAUGUCAAUAAAAGUUAGAUAGAGGCUUUUCAUGAUUUUUCGAUAUUUUCUGAUUGCUUGAAAUAAAGAAAAGUGUCUCAAAUUGAGCUUUUCGGGUGGAUGACUUCGAGAAUGAUUUUUUGCGAACUCCAAGAUCUUCGGAUAACAGCAUUUGAUAAUACUUGACUGGGAGGCUCUUUACGGCACCCUUGCAAUUUUCUUUUCUGAUUUGGUAGACCGAUUCGGAAUCAGAAUGUCUCAAAGUACCGCAGAGCGCAAAAUUAAGUCCUCAAUCUGGAAAUUUCAAAACAACAAAAAAUCUUGAACCAUCAAUGAAUGAUAGCCACAGAUUAAAUGACAAAAAUCAAAGUUUCGGAACCUUUUUUUAAAGUUUGAUCUAUGAACCGCGUCUUGUGUCAAAUCUUUUUAAGCUUUUUUCACUGCCUUCUGAAUUUUUUUAACGCUGUCGUCGUAGUGGUGAUGGUAAAUCGUGAUUCAGAGGCCUGUCGCGACUUCUCUCCACGUCGCGACUCCCGGCGGUCAGCGAAGACGCGACAAAUUCGCAGCUUUUGUCUGCGUCGUGGUCGUCGCGACCGACCUCGCUGGCCUUGUCGUCGUCGUCGACGUCAACCGCGACGCCGUCCUCGUCGCCCUCGUCGUCCCAGUCGCGCGACGCCAACGGAAACCCGGCCAAGUCGGUAUUCGCGCGUAUUUCGCCGUCUUGGGACAGCGACACUAGCGCCGCUUUGAUUAUGAAUCGGUUCGAAAACGUUUUUGAAUCUUGUCAAUUUUAUUAUUUCGUGUGUUUUUUCUCCUAUCCUUGGUUUGAUUUUGUGAAAAGCUUUCACUAACGUGCUGUGAGAAGAUUAAUUUUUUCUAGUUGGCUUGGAUGGUGUGGCCUUUUAUUGCUUGGUGUGUGCUUCUUUUAACUAUCUUUGAGUUGUGGAUUUUGAAAAAAAAAGGUCUAUUUUGGCUGAAUUUCUAUCACCGCCAUGCCGAUCAUGCGGGGAAAAAAUUUAAAAAAAAAUCAAAAAAAUUUUGUUUUCCUUGAAAUGGUGGUUUUCAUACAAUUUAAUAGCUGAGUAUAUUUUUGAAAGGGAAAUUACAACAGUUAGUCCUUCCUCAAGAAGUUUCAUGACGUCUGGUACCUUUUACCAUUUUUGUAAGGUUGUAUGAUUGAAAUUUUAUUAUUGACUUUUUCGAGGUUGUUUUCGAUGAUUUGACAAUUUUUGGCGUCUCUUCAAGGGAUCUUUGAGGGAGUUGCUGUGAUUUUCAUUUAUUUUUCUUUACCGUCUAUUGCCUUUUUUUCUUUUCAGGAAGCAAAGUCGAAUAGUCGCUGUCAAGAACGGAAUGAGUGGACGAAUUAUCAGUCGGACGCACACUUUGGAAGGACAUUCCAAGGGAGUUUUAUCCGUCGCGUCGGCUGGAAAAUAUCUGGUCACUGGCUCGAAAGGUGGCUUUCUUUUUUAUUAUGAUAGUCUGGUCAGAUUUUGAAUGUCAACUCAACGCUCAAACUCCGCCCCUAAUGCGUAGAUCAAACCAAUCAGAGAGCGAGCCCUCCACAGUGCAUCGUUGAGGGGGAGCAGAGUUGCUGCUUGACAUUCAAAAUCUGAACAGGCUAUAGAUGUAAAUCGAUUUGAAACAUAGUCCGUCGGCCGCGACUAGACAGUUUUCGCGUGUCUGCGUCUCUAUGUUCCCUCACCGACGAGUUCAGAGAAAUAUGGAAAUAGCACGCAAACAUGAGAUAGACGUCGAGGGAUAUGGAGGGCGCAGAGAAGCCGCAAAAAAAUAUUAUCAGCGAGAACCUAAAAGAAAAAUACCUGAAAUUUUGUUCGAAAAAGUUGCCCUGAAAAGGAUGUUUAUUUCUGUUUGCGGUUGGGAUUUUCUUAAAAAAAUUGGCCAGAAAAGUAAUUUAUAUACCACAAAGUCUCAACCUACACACGCUCCUAGUUUUUGAGAAACUACAAUGCUAAGUAUUUGUAACUCAUUAUAUUCCAAUACUACGAAACGAUCACAUAGCUUAUGGCUGUUUGCCCUUUUGGUCUGAACUUGAAAUUCGGCGUGUACGUGAUCUAUCAGAUCGCGUGAGCCGAUCUCACGAGCUCUGCGUAGUGAGACUCAUUUCCAGCUGUUCGAAGCUCUUCGGUCGACGCUACUGAUCAUCAGAUCGGUCGGGGUCUUGUCGGAGUUAGACAGAAAUUUCGAACCAGAAAUCGGAUCCAACAUGAGGUCUGAGGUCUGAGGCCCUGUGCUACACAACCCACAGGAACCGCGCUUAACCCACCGGAGAAAGAAAUCCGUAAAUUAAGCGAAAGUGGAUCCAUGAAAGAACCAAGAUCCAGUGUCCCACUGACCAUCACAGUCACUACCUGGACCAGGGCAACAAGAAAUUGUUGAUCCCAUAUAGGGUCAUUGCUGGAACUUCAAUGAAAAUUUCGACGAGAUCCGGGCCCUCGAGAACGAAUCAGGCAGUUUUUGAGAAAGGACACCGUUGAGUAUGUGUAACUCAAAUAAGAGAUCGCGCGGAAGGUUAGACCAAGGAAAUACUAUGAAGAAGUCUGAUUAAAAGAAGAGGCAAAAAGGUCUGACCAGUUUCAAGCAACGAAUCGACACACUCCGACCUCGCCUCCGCGACGGGAGGCCAUCCCACCGACGUCCGACGUCCUACCUCGACGACUGAUCCAAUGAAGAACUCUUAGUUCUAGAACCGUUACCGUAUGCACGAACACGAAAAGUGGCGAUCAGGAUGAGAGGAGCGGAUCAGUCGUCGGGGAACGACGUCGGUAGGAUGACGUCUCGUCGGAGAACGCGAGGUCGGAGGGAGUGUGUCGAGUCGUUGCUUAACAUUCUGAAGAAUCAGACCCCUUUUAUACUAUUUUCUGGGUCUAAUCUUCCACGCGAUCUCUUUUUAUUCAAUGAGUUACACAUACUUAACGACAUCUAACGUAAAAGUCAAAGAAAAUUCUUAAAAUCCGUAGAAAUAUUUUAUUUUUGGAAUGUGAAUCCUCAUUUCUUGAGAACUAGAUAGUUUUGCAGAUUGAGACUUUUAGAAUUUCUUAUUGGUUGGUCAAGGAGUAUUCUUGUCAUUUCUCAGGAAGUUUCCAAACGUAAAGUAAAAUGACCUUUAUUAAAUAGUUAAGCAACUAUUUUUUUUAUUGUCUUUCCUAGAAUUAUGUGCUCCUAUCUUUCCUUCCGUUGUCUUCAAAAUCAUUCAUAACUUUGUCCUAUUUUCUAGAUCGAACAGCGAAAUUGUGGGAUCUGGAAAAGGGCCAGGAAAUCCGGACCCUUGGCGUUCAUCCCAACAAUGUUCAUCUGGUGCGAUUCGUGCCGAAAAGCCACUUUGUUCUUACCAUUUCUAUGUAUCAGGUUUGAAAACUGAUUUAAAAUUCAUAGGAAAAACUAUUUUUAGGUCCGCGUUUGGGACUAUCGAACCCCUGAAUGUGUCUGUGUGAAGGUUCUGAACUCCAGCGGCCAGACGAAUGAUGGUUUGUCAAUAAUAUUCUAGAUUUUUUGAUUAUCACGGCAUUAUUGUUAGUGGAAGAAAAUGCAAAACAAAAAAUGAAGGGGCGUGGUCAAAACCUCCGCCGUUCCCAUGUGACGUCCUGAGAAACAGGCUUAAACAAGAGGGAAUAUUAAAGGCGCAUGCUCAAUGGGUCAUGAGACGAGUUUCGGAAAUUCAGAGACGAUUAUGAAUUUCGCGAAAAUUAGAUCGAAAACGGCAUGUGAGAGAGAGCCGCAGUGCAUGCACACGACACACUACACUUUACGGAAAAAUAUAGGCGGGGCGUCGUCAAAAAAACGCCGUGUUAUCGAUCUUUGGGAAAUAUUCUUGUUUAUAACACUUUUACUGUUUUUCUAAUUUUAGAAGAACUAAUUUUUUGGAUCUUAAGUAAUUCUUUCAAGGAAAUUUACUCACCUAGCUAUGUAACUCAAAUAAUUUCUCGGAAUUCAAUUGGUUUUUUUUUAAAUUUUUCACGUACUAACGAUAUAUUAAGCCGUUGGCUCAUCAAAAAAAAAAAAUUAAAAAUGAAUUAUUUUCAAAAGAAAGUUAGUGGAACGAUUGGCGUAAGAAUGGUUUAGAAUCAGAGAUGAUGAGGCCAGAAAUAUUAAAACGAAAAAAAGAAUCAGUCUGUAUCAGAAUUGGACGGUUGUAAAGUUUAUGAAUGAGCUGUUUUUAAAAUUCAGUGGUUUUCGACCGAAAAUUUUCAAACUCUCUUUUUCCCGCUUUUUUUUUAGUCAUUUUCGAAAUAACACAGAGAGAAAAAAGCAACGAAGAUAGGAUUUUUCAGUUGAAUCUGGCACUCUUAAAACGAGAAUUCAUUUUUUUUUUGCAUCAAAAUUACUUUAAACUUGAAAUCAAAUGUUUUUAGAAGACACGGCGCCGCCAACCCCGCGCCAGAAUACGAUUCCAUUCCUGGAGACGAUGAUCUCGGCGGCCGACGUCGAACCAACCGGACGUCUUCUCUUCACCUCGUUCUCCGGCGACGUCCGCAUCUGGAACCUCGACCGAUGGGCCUCGUUCGGACGCCUCACGUCCGCCACGCACAGCCCAAAAUCUGAAGUUUCCUGCCUCUCGACAACUAUCAACUCGGCAGGGAAUAUCGUCGCCUACACCGGAUCCCGGGAUCAUUAUGUCAAGACCUACGAAGUCACGUCUCUAGGAGGUUGGUCUUGUGAGAAAAAAAGGAGGGUUUUGAAAAAUUCGAACUGGAAUAUAAACUUUUAAAUUUUUUUAUUAUUGUUUUCCGUAACGCAAAAAAAGUAGGAAAAAUGUCACGAGGUCUAAAAAAAGCCUAAAAAAAUAGUGCGUUUAUUCUCGAAAAUGUGGCAAAAUCCCGAAUUUUUUUAAUUUCAAAAAAAUACAGGAUUUUUUUUCUUUUUUUUGGUGUUUUUUUCCAUCCCCAUCUCUCUUUGAAAAUUGAAAAAGAAGGUGAAACUUUUGAAUUUCAAUACCGCGUGUUUUGUCAGCCAAGCACAUUUGAUUAUUGUAAGACGACUCAAAAUUUCGAGAUAAGCUUUUUCAGCGCGGCUGGCUGGUUUAGGCUCGAAAUUUUAAUUUUUGAAGUUGUAAUUGUAGAAAAAAACUUGAUUUCUAGCGAAACUAUAAAAAUUUAGCUUUUCCAUUGGUUUUUCUUCAGGAGAAGGCGUCUAUGACGCUUCUGUGGAGUACAACCCGCCGCACUAUGACAACGUUACGUGUGUCCAUCCGAUGGGCGGACAUUUGUUCACGGCUUCGAAGGAUUUGGUAAGCUGAUCGGAUGAAAAUAAGAGAUGAGAUUUCUGCACUCUGUGGCUAAUUUUUCAACUUGUGGAUUCCCGGACUUCGGUUGCACAAUCAAACCGGGCGUUCCUGAGCGUUUCUAGCAACCAGUUAAUGACGCCGCUAAAGGGGCUAUAGAAAUGCUCAGAAGCGUCCGAGUUGAGUCUGUGUUGGAGAUCUAAGUUGAAAUUUUCCGGAGCUAUUUUUUUUUCUAGAAAAAUCCGAUUCUUUCCGAAAUUAAAUUAUUCAAGGCCUUUUUUUGGCAACCAUUUUUCACGACUUUCAUAUAAUUCAAGUCAAACUUUCAUAAUAUUCAACUUUAUCUCAUUUCAGAACAUCAUGAAAUUCUCCCUGGUCGACAACAAACGCGAUCAUUUGGAACUGCGGGCUCAUCAGCAGUACAUUCAGUCCUUGGCCUCAUUUGGGGUAACUUUUUUCUGGCUCUUUUUCGCCUCGACUUUAACUCAAGGUUAGGUUGGUGUAGUGGAAGACUUUGUUUCAUUGCGUACUCUGUUCAGACGAGAAUAGGAUAAAUAAAGAUCGAGAGAAAAACCCAACUUAUCCACUACAUCUGCCAAUUUACAGAAGUUGCUCCGUCUCUGAAGCUAAGAAGAAUGUUACACGAACACCAAAAAAAAAAAUUUUUCUUACAGUCAAAUUUUGAACUUUUUCCUGAAAAAUCUAUGUCUUGGUUUUUUUCACUUGAAUUUUGACAGAAACUAUGACUUAACCAGUGAGAUUUUUCAGUUGGGAUGCUGGCCUGGCUGAAACUUUGUAUAAAAUUAAGCCAAAAGCUUGGGCCAGGCCGCCCAAUCUGAAGCACAAUCCUGGGCAAUGAAGAGUAUCGAAUAUAUCAUCGUGUACAACUAUAUUUUUCAGCCCAAAGGAAAUGAAUACUUGGUAUCGGCUUGCAAGGAAGGAACGAUGAAGUUUUGGGACGUCGCCUCGUCCCAAAGGAUGAGACUUGUUGAAGACGUGGGUUUUGAAGAGAAAUUAAAGAGACAUGUCUCGAAAAUUGGUGCUAGUUAUCUUAAGUUUUUUUUUUUUUGAAAUAACUUGAGAUACUAAUUUUAUGCUAAUUUAUAAUAUUUUACCCUUGAAACAGAAAAAAAAAUGGAUUGAAAAAGCUGAAAAUGACGUAAAUUGAAGUAAAUUUGACCCGAAGGAUUUUUUCGAUUCUUGGUUCGAAAUAGGUUGUUUAGAACGUUUUUCUUUGGAAUUAACACUUAAAAUUGGAAAAUACGAAUGAAAUCAUUGAAUUUCAGUACCCGAAAGCUCAUUCGGAUUCGAUCAACGAAAUUUGCUCGACGCCUUCGAUGCUUUUCACUGCUUCUGGGUUUGUUUGAUGAUUUUUUUGGUCCUUAAAAUUUUCAGGUUAGGUAUUUUUGUUCAUAAUUAAUAAAUUUGUGAAAGGGAUCGCGUUAAAUCACUUUUUCUUGGUUCAAAAAUGAAGGAAAAAAAUUGAACUGCGACAAAGAAUGAGAUUUUUUUACUGGGUAAAGGAUGCUCUACGGAUAAUCAACAAAUUUCGAUUAAAAAAAUGUUUUUCGCAAAAAAACUAUUUUUUUCAGAGACGGAACCGUUGGAUUCUGGAAGUCGAACAUUGUCGAUAAUUUAUAA
This is a messenger RNA of Caenorhabditis auriculariae, 31375 nucleotides long. The record is from the annotation of a GenBank genome assembly. Lineage: Eukaryota; Metazoa; Nematoda; Chromadorea; Rhabditida; Rhabditidae.